Adineta steineri is the source of this 1560-nucleotide messenger RNA. The record is from the annotation of a GenBank genome assembly. Lineage: Eukaryota; Metazoa; Rotifera; Eurotatoria; Adinetida; Adinetidae.
AUGAAUUCUGUACGAACAUAUAUUUGUUGUAUUAAACCACGAGAACAAAAUCAAACAAUGAAUUUUCUUCAACCACCAGCACAAACUAUAACUACGAAUAAAACACGAGCUCAAGUCGCUUUAGCUCCUCGACAUGGUUUAAUGGAUUGGAUAAGAAAAAUGAAUAAUACACCAGAUAUUUCUGGUACAAAUGGAAAAAUAUUAAAUGUUACACUAGAAGAAUUAGCUAAACAUAAUAAAAAAACGGAUUGUUGGACUGCUAUUGCCGGAAAUGUUUAUAAUAUAAGUCCAUAUCUUGAUUUUCAUCCAGGAGGUGUUGAUGAGAUCAUGCGAGGUGCUGGUAUUGAUGCUACUACACUUUUUCAAGAAAUUCACUCUUGGGUAAAUUUUGGUUCUAUGCUGGAAAAAUGUCUUGUUGGUCGAUUGAUUUCAAAACCUAAUUCAAACGAAACAGCAUCAACAAAACCAAAAUCUUUACCACCAAGACUUCGAUUUGAUUUUCGUCAACCAGAUUCAAAGAGUUUAAAACUUUUUAUUUAUACGACAUAUCUAACAUUAACGACUGAAAAUAUUUUUGUUCAUAUUGAAAAUUCCAAAAAGAUUUCUAUUCUUGUUUUCAUUGAUGGAUUUGUUCAUACUAUAGCUAUAGAAUUGUUUGAAUUAGUAACAAAUGAUAUUACUGUUCAUAUAUCAACGAAUAGUCGAGGUCAAAUUGAAAUAGAUUUAAAGAAACAAAAUGAUCAAAUAUGGAAAACAAUUGGAAAAUUUGCAUCAAAUCAUUUAUCUGUUUGUCCUGUACAAGAUUUUGAACCUAUAUAUUUCAUGGCUACUCUUAUCAAACGAUCACCAGUAACACAUGAUAGUGAUUGGUAUACAUUCUCGUUACCAUCUAAUAUUUUCAUGUUACCUCCCAUUGGUUAUCAUAUUCGAUUAAGACAAUCCAAAGAUGGUAUAUUGAUUGUAAAACCCUAUACAGUAGUAGAUAAAUUGAAUAGUGAACAAAAUCUAUCAUCGGAUCAGACUAUCGAAUUAUUAAUAAAACAUUACACCGAUAGAACAAUGACACCGAUGUUACAAAAGUUAAAUAUAGGUGAUACAAUUGAAAUGAGUUCAUUUGAAGGGACAUUUGAUUAUACGAAAAUUAAUACGUGUAAAACACUUAUUCUUGUUGCAGCUGGUACUGGUUUAACACCAAUGUUUCGAAUUAUUAAUUAUGUUAUUAAACAAACUGAAAAUCAAGUAGACAUGAAUGUAAUUUUAUUAUUUUUUAACAAAACUCAAGAUGAUAUUCUAUGUGGAGAAGAAUUACAAACAAUAUCAAAACAAAAUAAAGUCAUUGUACAUGAUAUCCUUUCUCGACCUGGUCCUGAAUGGACAGGUGAAACCGGUUAUAUUCGCGGUGAACUUUUGCAUCGUUUACUACCAUCAAUAUCUUCUACGACUAACGUGACUGAAACACUUGUAUGUGUUUGUGGGCCAACACCAUUUUCUAAAUUAGCUAUCGAUUUAUUAAAAGAACAUGGCUAUAACGAUAAUUGUUUACAUUUAUUCCUUGCUUAA